UCAAUGGAUGAACUGGUGGCCUGGAGACACCUGAGGCUAGUACAGCCUUACUAUUGCUCGAUCUAGGGGUCCUGCAGUCAACAGAUUCCUGGAACGCCAUUCUUCUAGCACGUUGCUGAAAGUUUCUGGGACGACGCUUAGGCUGAAUUUGCAGCGGCCCAAGGGAAAACCUUCCAGCCCCCCUGCUCUUCGUGCUCGAAAGUUGCAAUGUCACGCAAAUGGGUGACAAAAGUUUGACAUGGCAUCUUGUGUGUUGCAAAUCACCGGGCCAGGUUAUGAAUGGCGCGUGGAGCUGUCCGUCGUACAACAGCAACAGGGCUCAGUUCACGAAUCACUGCACAACAGCCCCUGCAACCCGUGUCGAAGUUCGUUCCGGGCCGGGGUGGUGGUCUGCAUCUGUGUCGCAAACCAACCAACCCAGCUGGGCUGCCUAAGUCUUUCCGGAGCGGUCUUCCAAUUCUGCAUGGCCUCUCCCCGCAGGAGGUCAAGCAGAGAGGGAGAGAGAAAGUGUGUGUGUGUGUGAGAGAGAGAGAGAGAGAGAGGGAGAGAGAGACAGGCACACAAUUUGUCCACGCAGGUGAGCGACCUAGAUUCGGUUUGAACGCUUUGCCUUCCGGGGGAGGCUUACCAUCCCAGUCACUCUGUCCAUUUUUACCCGCUACCGCCAAUUCGUGCCGUCGCCGCCGCACCCCUCCCCCAGUCUCAGUCCACCACACCCCCGCCUCCGCAGAUACCUUCUUCACGGGGUAAGCACCUCCAAAUGGGGUGACAAUUUCAUCUCUCCGGGGCCAGCAGCCGUGCAGAUCAAAGACUAACACUUGGGUGCCCCUACAUCUGAUGGUAAGGAACCACGGGCGAGGGAGGAAAAAAGACAUAUAAAUCCACG
Molecule: messenger RNA, 886 nt
Organism: Colletotrichum navitas
Lineage: Eukaryota; Fungi; Ascomycota; Sordariomycetes; Glomerellales; Glomerellaceae
Exons: 1
Coding region: 280-750 (156 amino acids)
Source: RefSeq, a predicted model, not a curated record